AUGGAAAAGAUUUUUGAUGCGAAAAAUUGUUCAUCAGAAACUAGGUUGACAUACUCCGAGUAUCAGCUGUUUGGAGAAGCAAUACACUGGUGGGACAACAUGAAGCUAGUAUUACAGGAAGGUGGUGAGAUUAUUACCUGGGAAGUUUUUAAGAAUAAGUUUUAUGCUGAGUACUUUCCGGACAAUGUAAGAUAUGCAAAAGAGGUGGAGUUCUUGCAGCUCGUGCAAAGUAACAAGUUGGUAGCUGAGUAUGCAGACAAGUUCAAACAGUUGGGACGUUUCUACACCCAACCAGCAAAUGAAGAAUGGAGGUGUAGGAAAUUUAAAAAUGGAUUGAGAGCAGACAUACAACUAGCCGUGAACCCUUUAGCUAUUAAAGAGUUCUCUGCUUUAAUUGAACAUGCCAAAGUUGCGGAAAGGUUAACGAGUGAGAUUGAAGUUCAGCAGAAGUCACAAAGGGUGGGAGGACCAUUUGGGUCACGAGUUGGACAAAAUGUAAGGAUUCGACCUUAUGAAAGACCGCAGCCUCAGAGGAAUUCUCAUCAGCAACAACACCAAUAG
Molecule: messenger RNA, 561 nt
Organism: Vigna angularis (adzuki bean)
Lineage: Eukaryota; Viridiplantae; Streptophyta; Magnoliopsida; Fabales; Fabaceae
Exons: 1
Coding region: 1-561 (186 amino acids)
Source: RefSeq, a predicted model, not a curated record